AUGUACAAGGAGUUCCGUGACACUACCUUGAACGGAGCUGUUGAGCAGAUGUACACUGAGGUGGCAUCCCGACACCGUACAGCAACUGUUCCAGCCAAACUCUGCAAGAGGGAGAGUACAAUACAUUUUCACAACAGUAAAAUCAAGUUCCCCUUGGUGUUCCGUAAGGUUAGACCACCAAGAAGGAAGCUCAAGACCACUUACAAGGCAUCCAGCCCCAACCUUUUCAUGUAA
Eruca vesicaria subsp. sativa (arugula) is the source of this 234-nucleotide messenger RNA. NCBI's taxonomy places the organism in Eukaryota, Viridiplantae, Streptophyta, Magnoliopsida, Brassicales, Brassicaceae. The record is from the annotation of a GenBank genome assembly.